Molecule: messenger RNA, 2047 nt
Organism: Anguilla anguilla (European eel)
Lineage: Eukaryota; Metazoa; Chordata; Actinopteri; Anguilliformes; Anguillidae
Product: P2Y purinoceptor 3
Exons: 1
Coding region: 91-1251 (386 amino acids)
Biological process (GO): G protein-coupled receptor signaling pathway
Cellular component (GO): membrane
Molecular function (GO): G protein-coupled receptor activity; oxysterol binding
Source: RefSeq, a predicted model, not a curated record
CAUAUCAGCCUUGGGAGCAGAAGAGCACAGAAAAGGAGGGAAGAUGGCGGGAAGGAUGAGCCACGGUGGGAAAGGGCGCGGCCGGUGACUAUGAAGGUGAGCGUCUCCGUGACGGGGGGCGGGAACUCCACGGCCUCCGGCUGCAGCAUCGACGAGUCGUACAAGUACGUGUUCCUCCCGCUGUGCUACUCCUUCACCUUCCUGUGCAGCCUGUCGCUGAACUCGGUGGUCCUGCUCCGGGCCUACCGCCGCAGCCGCCGCUGGAACGCCUCGCUGGUCUACAUGGCCAACCUGGCCGCCACAGACCUGAUGUACGGCCUGUCGCUGCCCUUCCUGGUGGCCAGCUACGUCAUGCGCGACCGCUGGGUGUUCGGCGACUUCAUGUGCCGCCUGGUGCGCUUCCUCUUCUACUUCAACCUGUACUGCAGCAUCUACUUCCUCACCUGCGUGUCCGUCCACCGUUACCUGGGCAUCUGCCACCCCAUGAAGACCAUCACCCUGGAGACCAAGCGCGCCGCCAAGGGCACCUGCGGGAUGGUGUGGGCCGUGGUCUUCGUGCUGACCAGCCCCAUCUUCCGCUUCGCUCAGACGGGCUACGUCAUGAGAGGGGGCGGGGCCAAGGGCGGGGCGGGGCCGGCAGAGACUUUCCAGAACUGCUGGGACGACGCCAUCGAUGAGGAGUUCUCGGAGUACGUGCCCUACGGGAUCAUCCUGCACCUGCUGGGGUUCUUCGUGCCCUUCGUCAUCAUCGCCUGGUGCUACUCCCACGUGGUGCUCACCAUCUUCCGGGCGCUGAGGUCCCAGCCGCACCUGCAGGAGGGCGGGGCCGGGGGCGGGGCGGUCUCAGGCCCCGCCUGCCUGCACAUCCGGCGGCGGCGCAAGUCGAUCCGGACCAUCGUGACGAUCACGCUGCUGUUCGCGCUCUGCUUCCUCCCCUUCCACGUGACGCGCACGCUGUUCCUGGUGCUGAAGGGCUGGCGGGGCGUGCGCUGCGACUCCAUGCGCGCCGUGUCCAUCUGCUACAAGGUCACGCGCCCGCUCGCCUCCUUCAACGCCUGGCUCAACGCCCUGCUCUACUUCAUCACCAAGGACAAGAGCGCCCCCUGCUGCCCGCGCCACAAGCCCUCCCACCGCGCCCUCCUCUGGCCCCUCAGGAUGCUGGGAGGGGUAGCCGAGAGGGAGGGGCCAGGAGGGGGAGGCGGGGCCAAAGAGAAGGAGAAUGAAUCCAAAUCUUCAGGAAAUAUAUUUUGAGGUUUUCAAGGGUGGGGAGGGAUUGGGGAACACAGAAAGUAAUCACCAGUCACAGCUGUUCAACCCAGAUGCCUGUCCUAUAAAAUGCGUAGAUUUGACCUAAUAAUAAUAAUAACAAUAAUAAUAAUAAUUUGAAGAAGAAGAAGAAUAGAUUUCAUUUAUAAGCGUCCUUCAUUCGAUGAUUAAAUUGCUUUUGCAAACUCACCUGAUCCAUCUUCAGUGCAGCGGCCAUUUUGUGCCCCGAUGCUCAGCACACAUCACAGCUGACAGUUACCAGCUCAGCGCUGCAGCGGCCAUUUUGUGCCCCGAUGCUCAGCACACAUCACAGCUGACAGUUACCAGCUCAGCGCUGCAGUGGCCAUUUUGUGCCCCGAUGCUCAGCACACAUCACAGCUGACAGUUACCAGCUCAGCGCUGCAGUGGCCAUUUUGUGCCCCGAUGCUCAGCACACAUCACAGCUGACAGUUACCACCUCAGCUUCCAGAUCUCCUGGUGGAGAAAAGCCGAGAAUUAUUUCUGAAUACCAGCAGAUCCAUCCAUCCCCAUAGACAGAGUCAUGGGCCACUCAUACAGACCAAAACACUUACAUUAUAUAUCAAAGAUGAUCUCCUAAUGACUUGUGUAAUUUCCUUUUGAUGUCAUGACAAGCAUAUACUGUAUAGAGAAUACUAUCAACUCUGUAAUAACGCACUGAAAGGGGUUUAUAUGUCAUGGUUAUGUAUUUUCUGACUGAACGUGUGUGUACUUCCUGUUUGGGGACUCGGUGGACUGGAAUACAUCUCUGUUUUUACUCUCA